This is a messenger RNA of Gymnogyps californianus (California condor), 1604 nucleotides long. RefSeq names its product aldo-keto reductase family 1 member B1-like. The transcript is spliced from 10 exons. Gene Ontology annotation, molecular function: aldose reductase (NADPH) activity. The record is from RefSeq and is a predicted model, not a curated record. Gene Ontology annotation, cellular component: cytosol. Bases 72 to 1022 code for a protein of 316 amino acids. Lineage: Eukaryota; Metazoa; Chordata; Aves; Accipitriformes; Cathartidae.
GGGCCCGGCCGCUAUUAAAGGCGCUGGGUCGGCAGCUGCCGCGGUGGUGCUGCUGGGUGGUGUGUGGGGCCAUGGCGACCUACGUGCAGCUGAACACCGGGGCCAAGAUGCCCAUCCUGGGGCUGGGCACAUGGAAGUCCCCACCAGGGAAAGUAACAGCUGCAGUGAUGGCUGCCAUUGAUGCUGGGUACCGUCACUUUGAUUGUGCCUAUGUGUACCAAAAUGAAAAUGAAGUUGGGGAUGGGAUACAGCAAAAAAUCAAGGAAGGUGUUGUGAAACGAGAGGACCUCUUCAUUGUCAGUAAGCUGUGGUGCACGUUUCAUGACAAGCCUCUGGUGAAGGGAGCCUGCCAGAAGACUCUUGCUGCCCUGAAACUGGAUUACCUGGAUCUCUACCUCAUCCACUGGCCUCUUGGGUUCAAGGCAGGAGAGGAGCUGUUUCCCACAGAUGACAAAGGCAUGUCUAUACCCAGCAACACAGAUAUUCUAGAUACAUGGGAGGCCAUGGAAGAGCUGGUGGAUGCUGGUCUGGUAAAAGCCAUUGGAAUCUCCAACUUUAACCAUGAGCAGAUUGAAAGAAUCUUGAACAAACCAGGACUGAAGUACAAGCCUGCAAAUAACCAGGUCGAAUGUCAUCCAUACCUUACCCAGGAGAAGCUGAUCAAGUACUGUCAAUCCAAAGGGAUUGCUGUGACAGCAUACAGUCCGCUUGGCUCUCCUGACAGACCAUGGGCUAAGCCAGAGGAUCCUUCCCUUCUGGAUGACCCCAAGAUCAAAGAGAUUGCAACCAAGCACAACAAAACACCCGCACAGGUUCUCAUUCGGUUCCAUAUCCAGAGAAACGUGAUUGUGAUUCCCAAGUCUGUCACACCACAGCGCAUUGUGGAGAACUUCAAGGUAUUUGACUUUGAAUUGACUAAAGAGGAGAUGGCAACUAUUCUCAGCUUUAAUAGAAACUGGAGAGUCUGUGCAAUGAGCACGUGCAAAACUCACAAGGACUACCCUUUCGAUGCAGAAUACUGAAGAUGGUUUCCUGCCUGUCUCCAGACUUCUCAGCUAUGCUUCUGCUGUUGUCUAUGAGUUGACUACGUAGCUUUCUCACUGCGUCAGACCCCCUCCUUUUUUCUUUCUUUUUCCCCCACAAAGAUGCAGUGUAUGUACUUGAUGCCUUUGUGUUACUAUCUUUUUUGGAAGAAGGAAAUGCUAAAAUGGUUCUGAAGAGCACACUGUGUGGACUAGUAGAUUGUCUUUGCCAAACUGCAUGUCUGGAACUGGUAAGCAGAAAAUAUUGAGAAAGUUUGAACAAGCAGUUACUUUUAUUUUGGAAUACUGUGAAUUGGAGCUAGUGACUGUUGUUGUCUGGAAGGACCAGGGUAUUGGCAGAUUUUACAUAAUUAAUGAGGUCUGGUUUUUUUCUGAUUACUUCUGGGUUUGGUUUUGUUUCUUUUUGUAACACCAUGCUUUUUUCUCUAAUUGGAAGUACAAGUUGAUUUCAAAGUACACCAGUUUCUACAUGGGUAGCUCUUUGAAAAGUGUGUCGGUCCUGGUUUCUUGGUGAUAUAAAAACUGUUUUUGCUUAUAAUAAAAUACAGUUUCAUUACUGUG